AAAGAGACUAUUAGAAAAUUUGAGAACGAUGGGGGCUUUUCUAGAAUGAGUAUCUUUCCGCGAAAGAAUCGGAGUCCUUCGUGUAAGAAAUGAGAUUUUCAGACCCAUUUCCACGUUGCCGAAGAAUGGCGGCAACGGCGACGCGCAACUAUAAAUUGAAUGCCCGCCUUCUCGUGCAGGCCGGAGCGAUCUUCUUCUGUAAUCAGGCCUUUUCCCUUGGGCUUCUUUGGAGAAGGGAUGGGCUCUGCCUCGCCGGAAUCCGACGUGUCCGCCGCCGAAGAUGUGCCCAACUCCAGCUUCCGUCCUCGGCCGUUUGAGUCCCUUCAGUUGCCCCCUGUCCCGCCGUUCCUCACUAAGACGUACGAUCUGGUGGAAGACGGCUCCCUCGACUCCGUGAUCUCGUGGAGCCCCGACGGGAGGAGCUUCGUGGUCUGGGAUGCCGUCCAGUUCUCUAUAAGCGUGCUCCCCCGUCACUUCAAACACGGGAACUUCUCGAGCUUCAUUCGCCAACUCAACACCUAUGUGUGUAUAUUCUUUUUUUAGUUUUGCCAUCUCUGUUUACCACUUGAUCGAUUUCUGCAUGUAAUGCAGGGAUGUUGAUGGCGUACUUCUUUCUCUUUCUCUUGUUUUUUUUUUUUUAAAUAUCUUUGCUUGGUCGAUGUACCUUCUUAUUGGGGGACCUUUUUUCCGAUUGUGGGUGUAGAGGGCUCUUUAUGUAAUGUAACUGGUUAUUUUUUAAUGGUUCGUCCUGUAUGAUAAUUGAUAAAUAGUUUGUGUGUCUGAAAGCUUCAUGGGGAAGGAAGACGCGUACAGUUUUCUUUAUCUGGUAAGUAAAGUGGUGAUGAUGAAGGCAGCAUGGCAUGCUUAGUUACUUGAACUUGGUAUCUUCGUAUUUUUGAGAACUAAGUGGUGUAUCAGAACGUUACUUUUUUUUUUUUCAUGCUAAAGAAACAGAGAGCAUCAGUUUUAGGUAGAUUGAGACACAUAAGAAAAUUUAAAAACAAAUUAUAUUUCAAUUUUAUCCCGUUGCUUUUUUGUAGUGGUUGGAAAUUAUUCCAGUAAGGGAUGAAAGGAAAAUGAUGGCUUACUAGCAAAAGGGGGACAUGAAGUUUUCCUUUAUACGUCUAGGCGAAUCGCAUUCUCGGCAACUUUUCUCUUCGGAUUCAGCCAUCACAAACUCGGUACUGAAAAUGUACAUUUUUUGGCAGCCAUUAUGCAAGUUGGCCACCUCAUAAUGAACGCAAUAUAUUAUUGCACAACAGCAGAAUGUUAUUAUAGAUGGAUCUGAGGGUAUCACUUUUUUUUUGGCUUUCUUGUCCACAAUCAUCAGUUUGCGGUACAAUUUUCUUUCGUAAUUGUUGCAGAUCCUAACGGCUAGGCUUUGCAUUUGCAUUGUUGAGCGAAAACCGAUCGAGUUGCAUUUUUCUUUUCUCAAAAUCACCAUUACCUGCAGAUUUAUCAUUUUAAAGGUCAUAAGGUACCUCACUUUCGUCCUGCCUCAUCCAUAAACGUAAAACUUGAAUCAUCAUGCCCGUUCUGAAAAAAUGUACACCUUACUGCAACUGGCUUUGGUUGAUACCACAUGCAGACUUCGGGUUCUAAUUCAUGCUUGAUGCCAGUAAUGGGUUUUCGUAAGAUUGAUACAGAACGUUGGGAGUUUGCCCAUGAGGAUUUUCUUCAAGGCCAGAGGCAUUUAUUAAGGAAUAUCCGCAGGCGCAGGUCAUCUCAGGCUCACCAACCUGGGCGUUCAGGAACGUGCACAGAAUUGGAAAAGACUGAUACGGAAGCUCAGGUGGAAGUGCUAAAAAGAGAUAAAGAUGCGUUGAUGCAAGAGGUCAGGAAACUAAGCGAGCAACAACAGCUGACCAACACUCACAUAAAAUCCUUGAAUCACCGGCUUCAAGCGACAGAGGAGCGACAGAAGCAGAUGCUUACCUUCUUGGCUAAGGCAUUUGUGAACCCAAAACUUUUAACCCACCUGUUUCUGCGUCAGAAAGAUCGAAAACUCCCAUCUCAGGGGAGAAAAAGUUUGCCCACCAGCCAACAAACGGACGAAACUUCUCUUUGUCCAUCUAUGGAAAGACAACUUCUGGAAUACAAGUUUGAAGAUUCUUCUUCAUCCCUCGAGUUGUCUGAUUUAGAGAUUAAUGCUGGUGUAGAGUUUUGUGAAUCUGUUUUACCAGUUAUGGUUCCCAAGGAUGGUCUCGGUACUGAUGGAGAAGCAAGACAGGGCAGUAUUGUUUCAGGCAGUAAUCUUCUGCCGAAGAAAGAAGAUGAGGACAAAUACGACGUUACUGCUUUGCCAACUUUUGAGUCCGACAUUUCUAGUUUGAAGGGAAAGAGUAUAUUGAAUGAUGAUGCAGAUAGAAGUGACUACAUAGUUGAUUACAUCGUCUCCACUCCUGAAGAUGCAUCAAUGGAGGCCAUCUUGGCAAGCUUGACACAGGAUUCAAAUGCUCUUGUCGUCAACCAUAAUGAGAUGUUGGAUGCUUCUGUCUUUUCUGGUGAAGGCUGUGCUAGUUCUGACGUUCUCUACAUGAAUGCUAUUGAUCUUCAUACUGAAGAGCAGGAUGUUGCUGACCUUUGGGGAGUGAAUUUGAAGCAAAGUUUGGAUGCUUCUCCAAUUGAUCUGUGGGCCAGUGAUUUAAGUGAUCAUCAAGAUUUGCCAAUUCAUAGCGAAAAUCAACUUGGGGGUUCAAAUAUGGUAGCAGAUGCAAAAGCAGUUGACUUAACUGGAGUUGGAAAAGGAAGCUGCUGAUGAUUGGCGAUCCUAUAUGUUCAUCCUCUAUAGCAUAGGAAUUUAAGGACUUCAUGAUUAGCAAGGUUGACAAAAGAGUUCACCAUGGGAUUCACGCAUCACUGUCAUUGCAGGAUCUUUCUUGGUUUUGGUAUGCUAUUUUAGAUCUUUCGUUUGUCCCUUCCCUCAGUUAUGGAUGCAGAAUCUAGUCUGCUUGCAAAAUCUGUAUAUUUUGACUGUGUGUGUGUCGUUGUUUUUUGUUAGAUAGCCUAAAAUGUUUAGAAUAUUGACAUGUUUCUCCUUUCAUCCUUUUAUAUGAGUUUGCUGAUCUGUGUUCAUCUUAACAUUAUGUCAACCUUGUUAAUUCAAGUUAAUGUUAUUCUGGUACCAGAUUGUCUCAGGUUUGGAACACGUGCUAUUCAUUUUGUAGAUAAUUUCGACUGCUUGGACUUUUUGUUUUGCGUUACAAUUGAAUGAGCAAUACAAAUAUGCAAUAUAUGUUUGUGUGUGUUGCGUGUUUUUUCAUUGCCGUGUGAUGCGUGUUUUUUCAUUGCCUCUUCAUGCAUGUGCGUGUUACGCAUCAAAGGUUUGGCCAGUGGUGAUGUGGUUGCUUAACUCUGAGAGGAAGAAUAGAGGCCAUGUAGUGUGAUGCUGAUGUACAUAAUGCAUAAAUGUGCUUCUAAUCCGAGGUUAAUAAUGGUUUCUGACGGUAGUUGAGUAUCACCAAUAAAUUCGUGUUUUGUUGAAGGAUCAAUAAGAAUGCAGUAGCUGUUAAAUAUUAGCUUGUAAAUUGCUUUCUACCUUAGUUUAUAUGUCAUAAUACUGUUUAUAUCGUUGAAAUGUUAUUUUGAAGUACAUUUUUUAGGUGACCAUCAAACUCUUAGCACUUACGAGCUAUGAGCCUUUUAGACUUGGUGACUGCAUAGUUCUUCAGAAGUUGCUUCCUGUAGGUGAUAACCUUUUCAGUGCAUAAUGCUGCACCCCUUUCUGCAAAUAUUAUGCAGACAGUAAUCUGUUGCUAAAAACAUGUAUAUGCAAGCUUCUGGCAGAUCAAUGAAAUAUCCGACAGUGCAUCCAUGUCUAUAAGCAGUCAUAGAUUUUAUGCUUGUAGCUUCCCGUAUGAUAUUGGAAAAUGGGGAGGCGCUUACUGGGUGCCUUUCGUCAUUUGGUUGUAAUCUACUUGCUUCUAGUGCUAUUAUAGGUCAGUAAUUCUCUCCCAUUCAAAAAUCUUCUAGUUAGUAAUAAUACAGGAAAGGGUGAUACUUUUUGAUGCGAUUCAUCUUGCAUUUACAAUGCGAGAAGCAUGGUGCAGCUCUUAGAUGUGUUUCAUACUGAUGCUCACGGUUUGACGCUUGAAUUUUUUCUUUUGGUUAACCUUUUCUGAACCUGUUGUAUUCCUCUUUACAUGGUUGCCUUUUCAUGGAUUUUUUUUUUUUUUGUGCUGAUUG
Messenger RNA from Nymphaea colorata (pocket water lily), 4185 nucleotides. Its product is annotated as heat stress transcription factor A-3-like. NCBI's taxonomy places the organism in Eukaryota, Viridiplantae, Streptophyta, Magnoliopsida, Nymphaeales, Nymphaeaceae. Gene Ontology annotation, biological process: regulation of transcription by RNA polymerase II. Bases 1583 to 2758 code for a protein of 391 amino acids. The transcript is spliced from 3 exons. The record is from RefSeq and is a predicted model, not a curated record. Gene Ontology annotation, molecular function: RNA polymerase II cis-regulatory region sequence-specific DNA binding; DNA-binding transcription factor activity. Gene Ontology annotation, cellular component: nucleus.